Molecule: messenger RNA, 2433 nt
Organism: Drosophila subpulchrella
Lineage: Eukaryota; Metazoa; Arthropoda; Insecta; Diptera; Drosophilidae
Exons: 2
Coding region: 34-2433 (799 amino acids)
Biological process (GO): negative regulation of protein sumoylation
Molecular function (GO): calcium ion binding
Source: RefSeq, a predicted model, not a curated record
GUUAAAGCAAUUAGCUUGGAGAUCUAUAGCAAAAUGAAACUUUUCUUAGCGUGCAUCUUUAUUGCCGCCGCGACGGCUGCAGUGAUUCCUGUCGAACAAGCCAGGCACCGUCGAGACGUCUCCGAGAUCGUGAACGAGUACAUCCCGCCGGCGGAGGAAGUUGGCGCCGAGCUGGCCCAAGACCCCGCCGCCCUGGGAGAAGAUGGAUACCGCUACAAGACCGUGCGCCGCCUGAAGCUCCGUCAUCGUCGUGAUGUUUCCGAGAUCGCCAACGAGUACCUGCCCCCCACUGAGGAUGCUGCCACUGAAGCCCCCAUUGAGGAAGCCCCAGUUGAGGAAGCUUCUCAGGAUUCCGCUGUUCUUGCUGCCGAUGGAUACCAGUACAAGACCGUGCGUCGCCUGAAGUACCGUCAACGCCGUGACGUUUCCGAAGUCGCAAACGAAUACCUUCCCCCUACCGAAGAGGUGGUUGCUGAUGCCCCAGUCGAAGAGGUUCCCAUUGAGGAAGCUAGCCAGGAUUCCGCUGUUCUUUCUGCCGAUGGAUACAAGUACAAGACCGUCCGCCGCCUGAAGUACCGCCAACGUCGUGAUGUUUCCGAGAUCGCCGACGAGUACCUGCCCCCCACUGAGGAGGUUGUUGCCGAUGCCCCAAUUGAGGAAGCCCCAGUCGAGGCCGCUUCUCAGGAUUCCGCUGUUCUUUCUGCCGAUGGAUACAAGUACAAGACCGUGCGCCGCCUGAAGCUCCGUCAUCGUCGUGAUGUUUCCGAGAUCGCCAACGAGUACCUGCCCCCCACUGAGGAUGUUGCCACUGAAGCCCCCAUUGAGGAAGCCCCAGUUGAGGAAGCUUCUCAGGAUUCCGCUGUUCUUGCUGCCGAUGGAUACCAGUACAAAACCGUGCGUCGUCUUAAGUACCGCCAACGUCGUGACGUUUCUGAGGUUGCCAACGAAUAUCUGCCUCCUACCGAAGAGGUUGUUGCUGAUGCCCCAGUUGAAGAGGUUCCCAUUGAGGAAGCUAGCCAGGAUUCCGCUGUUCUAUCCGCUGAUGGAUACAAGUACAAGACUGUCCGCCGCUUAAAGUACCGCCAGCGUCGCGAUGUUUCCGAGAUCGCCAACGAGUACCUGCCCCCCACUGAAGAUGUUGCUACCGAAGCCCCCAUUGAGGAAGCCAAAGUCGAGGCCGCUUCUCAGGAUUCCGCUGUUCUUGCUGCCGAUGGAUACCAGUACAAGACCGUGCGUCGUCUUAAGUACCGCCAGCGCCGGGAUGUUUCCGAGAUUGCCAACGAAUACCUGCCCCCUUCCGAGGAGGUCGUCACCGAGGCUCCUCUGGAGGAGGCUCCUGUUGAGGAAGCUUCUCAGGAUUCCGCUGUCCUUGCUGCCGAUGGAUACCAGUACAAAACCGUGCGUCGCCUGAAGUAUCGUCAACGUCGUGACGUUUCCGAGAUUGCCAAUGAAUACCUGCCCCCUUCCGAGGAGGUCGUCACCGAGGCUCCUCUGGAGGAGGCUCCUGUUGAGGAAGCUUCUCAGGAUUCCGCUGUCCUUGCUGCCGAUGGAUACCAGUACAAAACCGUGCGUCGCCUGAAGUAUCGUCAACGUCGUGAUGUUUCCGAAAUCGCCAACGAAUACCUGCCCCCUACUGAGGAUGUUGCUACCGAAGCCCCCAUUGAGGAAGCUCCAGUCGAGGCUGCUUCUCAGGACUCCGCUGUCCUGGCCGCUGAUGGAUACCAGUACAAGACCGUCCGUCGUCUUAAGUACCGCCAACGUCGCGAUGUCUCCGAGAUUGCCAACGAAUACCUGCCCCCCACUGAGGAGGUUGUUGCCGAUGCCCCAGUUGAGGAGGUUCCCAUUGAGGAAGCUAGCCAGGACUCUGCUGUCCUUUCCGCUGAUGGAUACAAGUACAAGACCGUUCGUCGCCUGAAAUACCGUCAACGUCGUGAUGUUUCCGAGAUCGCCAACGAAUAUCUGCCUCCUACUGAGGAUGUGGCUACCGAAGCCCCCAUUGAGGAAGCUCCAGUCGAGGCUGCUUCUCAGGACUCCGCUGUCCUGGCCGCCGAUGGUUACCAGUACAAGACCGUGCGUCGUCUUAAGUACCGCCAGCGCCGGGAUGUUUCCGAGAUUGCCAACGAAUACCUGCCUCCUUCCGAGGAGGUCGUCACCGAGGCUCCUCUGGAGGAGGCUCCUGUUGAGGAAGCUUCUCAGGACUCCGCCGUCCUGGCUGCCGAUGGCUACCAGUACAAGACCGUGCGACGCCUGAAGUACCGCCAGCGCCGCGACGUCUCCGAGAUUGCCGGCGACUACCUGCCCCCCGCCGAGGAGGAGGUGGUGGCUGAUGCGCCCGUCGAGGAAGUGUCCCAGGACUCGGCUGUCCUCGGGGACGAGGGCUACCGCUACAAGACCGUGCGCCGCCUGAAGCUGCGUCAUCGCCGUGCCCUGUAA